GGGGCGGGGCGCGGGACGUGCUGUCGCGUCGCCGCGGGCUCCAUGGGCGGCGGCGGAGCAUGUGUACUCUGCUGUGGCUCGCCGGGGACCCUCUAGGCGGCCAGAAGCUGAAGCCGGCGGCUGCGGGACCACGGCCGCGGAGGAGGAGGGCCAGGGCAGCCGGAGGCAGGCCGGGCGUCCCUCUCGGGGACCGAAGGGCCCCGGCUUCGCGGGAGUCAUGGCAUCGCUGGCGGAGAGAGUGAGGGGCAACGGGCGCAUUGCCGCCGGGCUCCUGCUCAACCUGCUGGUGUCCAUCUGCAUCGUGUUCCUCAACAAAUGGAUCUACGUGCACCACGGCUUCCCCAACAUGAGCCUGACCCUGGUGCACUUUGUGGUCACCUGGCUGGGCUUGUACCUCUGCCAGAAGCUGAACAUCUUUGCCCCCAAGAGCCUGCCGCCCUCCAAGCUCCUCCUCCUGGCCCUCAGCUUCUGUGGCUUCGUGGUCUUCACCAACCUUUCUCUGCAGAACAACACCAUAGGCACCUACCAGCUGGCCAAGGCCAUGACCACGCCGGUGAUCAUAGUGAUCCAGACGCUCUGCUACAAGAAAACCUUUUCCACCAAAAUACAGCUCACGCUGAUUCCUAUAACUUUAGGUGUAAUCCUAAAUUCUUAUUACGAUGUGAAGUUUAAUUUCCUUGGAAUGGUGUUUGCUGCUCUUGGUGUUUUAGUUACAUCCCUUUAUCAAGUGUGGGUUGGAGCCAAACAGCAUGAAUUGCAAGUUAACUCGAUGCAGCUGCUGUACUACCAGGCUCCCAUGUCAUCGGGCAUGCUGCUGGUCGCGGUGCCCUUCUUUGAGCCCCUGUUUGGAGAAGGGGGGCUCUUCAGCCCCUGGUCAGUCUCUGCUCUGCUUAUGGUGCUUCUAUCUGGAGUAAUAGCUUUCAUGGUGAACUUAUCAAUUUAUUGGAUCAUUGGGAACACUUCACCAGUCACCUACAACAUGUUUGGACACUUCAAGUUCUGCAUCACUUUAUUUGGAGGCUAUGUUUUAUUUAAGGACCCGCUGUCAGUUAAUCAGUGUCUUGGCAUGUUGUGUACAUUAUUUGGCAUCCUCGCCUAUACCCACUUUAAGCUCAGUGAACAGGAAGGAAGUAAGAGUAAAUUGGUACAACGUCCUUAAUUGGGUUUUUGUGGAGAAAAUAAAACCAUCCCAAGAUUAAAAAAUGUUAAACCUGCAAGUUGCU
This is a messenger RNA of Pipistrellus kuhlii (Kuhl's pipistrelle), 1223 nucleotides long. RefSeq names its product solute carrier family 35 member E3 (gene SLC35E3). Gene Ontology annotation, molecular function: nucleotide-sugar transmembrane transporter activity; antiporter activity. Lineage: Eukaryota; Metazoa; Chordata; Mammalia; Chiroptera; Vespertilionidae. The transcript has 5 exons. Gene Ontology annotation, cellular component: Golgi apparatus. The record is from RefSeq and is a predicted model, not a curated record. The coding region runs from base 218 to 1159 and encodes 313 amino acids.